AUGAAUAGGGAGAACAAAGGCAUACUAAAGGAUGAUAGAAUGGAGAAAUUAUUAAAAAAGGCAAAGAUAUUCCUAGAUCAAAGACAAAAAUCAAAAGCAAGAAUUGCAUCACUUUGGAGUUUCAUUGAUGUUACAAAUGUAUUGGAUCAAGCUCAAUUCUUUCAAGAGCAUGCCGAAGAUGUGUUCGAUGUAGUUUAUAAGUUAUUUAUGGGCCAAGUCGAAAAAAUAAAACAAAAACCUGAUAGACCCUUAACAUCUUCGUCAAAAGAAUUGUUAACUAUAAAUAAGACUUUGUUGUUAUUACGCAAAAUAUUUUUGUUCUUACCAGACAAAAUUAGAGUAGGGUGGCAGCGGAGACAAAUAGCUGAAAUGUUAUCCCAUCUGCUUGAUCACGGAAAUAAUCCGCGUGUUCGGAUACAAGGAUUUCAACUUUUGUUGUUAUGGUUAAAUGAUCAAACUAUCGAGUUGCAAGAGUGCAUACAUCUUUAUUCAAAUGCUAUUUCGUUAGACUUAUUUUUAUAUGAUCAAAUACGAAAUGGAGGCGAUGAUUAUUAUGAAAGGCAAAAUGUGUGGCGAAAAAGCAAUGUACCUUUAGGGCUAGGACAAGAGUUGAUUCGAUCUGAUGACCAAGGCCCACUAUUUCCGAAUCCUCAUCCACCUACAUUUAAUGAUGCUAUACAAUUGAUACAACUUGAUCUAAGUAGUCUUGUCCGACUAGCACAUGUUGCCGCAGGUUCAACACCACCACCAGAAAAUUAUGAUUUUCCUGCAAUUGAAAAUAUUGAGCCAGACAAUGGGAUAGCAGUCGGGAUGGGCAUUGAUGCUGCUUUUGCCGCCGCUAAAUUUCAUUUUGAUCUCACAAAAAAACAUUAUUUUGCAAAACUUUUUCCUCAAUGUGCUAAGAAUAUUGGUUUGCUGGCAGAAAAUCAAGACUACGGUUUUAAAAAGUGCCCACCAACAAUUCUCCGUGCAUUGAUCACGUUUUUUAUCCAUCAUUGUCUCGAUAAUCAUCAUAGCCCAUCAGAAAAGAUUUCAUCAUAUCCCUCACCUGCCACUCCGAUCCUAAAGUCUAUUGUACUAGGUCCUGAGAAUCGUGAAUUCGCGCAUGAAAUAGUGCGCCAAGCUCUUAUGCUGCCUGCUGGUAGUCCAUUAUAUAAAGAUAUUGUGAGAGGUGCUGUUCAUAUUGUUGGUGUCUGGAUACUUAGUGGGGAAGAAGAGAGGCCAGCUUUCUUACGCAAAUCUCCAUCACAGGGUCCACUAUCUGCCUCUAUAAUUGGAUCUUUUAAUCAUCAGACUUCCUCGGUAGACAAUCAGAGUGAACAAUCAAGUACACCAAUUAUUACACCUUCAUCAGUUACAUCGUUUUCCACAACAUAUUCGGACGCUAAUGUGUACCUCCGGAGAUAUAUUCAAUUAUUGAGUCUCGUUUUCGAAAAUCAUUCCUUCAUGACUCUCAACGGUAUGACCAAUCUAGAGGUAGAUUCGCAAGUUUCAAUAUAUAAAGACGUCCUUGCUCUUUAUCGAUCAAUGAUCUCGGAGGGGCCUAUUGAGUUAGAGACAGAAACAUGGGAGGUUUUACUUUUGUCACUUUUGGAUAUUCAAGAAAAAAUUAUGAAUCAGAAGGAUAAAUAUGCUGCAAUACCCUCGGUAUCAUUGGCAGAAGAACUGGCUGACUAUCUAGUCGAAACAGUACUGAAUGCAUUUGCGCGGUCAAAAGCUCAACAGCCUGACUUAUGGCGAGAAUUAAGAAAUCAAAUGAGUUAUAGUACAAGAUGGUCUCAAACUAUUUCCCAAUGGGCUAAAAUCAUGCUACGUCUUACUAAAAUAAUUUCGAAGCACGUAUAUAAUGUUGAUCUUGAUGCUCUUGAAUUAGAUCGUCGACUUUCGGAACUUUCUACCUCUGAACGCCAUUACCAUAGACGUAGACCUUCCAAAAAUCGCACACGACAUCUUUCUUUGCGAGGAACACACAAACAUAAAUCUUCUGGUAGUACUUCAUCACGUGAAGAGGUCUUGGGGGCUCUCAAUGCCGACUUUUCAUUUUCUUUUAAAAAUUCUGAUAGUAGUAAAUCCGGUCGUCGAACACUGAGUAUGCACCAAGAUAUGAAUUCGUUGGAUUCAAAAUUGUUAAGUGGGCAGCCUUUAUUUAAUGUUGUAAGCAGUGGCCCCGCUUCAUCAACGCAUUCUGGUAGUCUUGCGUUUGACGAUGCAACUGAUCCUAAAUCACACAGAACUUCAUCAUCUUCGGUGUUUUUCUCGCAUCCAAAUUUUAGUGGUGAAAAAUUAUCAAUAUCUUUGGGCAAUUUCAGAUGUCCCGAUUAUUGUAAUUUGGAGCCAUUGCCAUGGAAUGGUGAAAGUGCCGUUCUAGUAUGGAAAAAUAUGUUAUGUGCACUAGGAAAUGUAAACUAUAUACAGAUUACGUCAAAUCAUGCAGAUGCAAUAAAAUGCCUCGUAGAUAUGUUAGAAAUGCUAGAAUUAGUUCGUAAUAACAAAUGUGGAAAUUUUUCGUUAUCUUUACAUUACGACUUUGCUCCUUGGUUUUUUCAAGCUUGUGAUUUACCCUUGGCAUUUGCUCCAGGACGCGCAUUGGCGUAUGCUGGAUUAUGUAAAAUGAUGUCUCAACGUCAAGAUCAAGAAUUUGACGAAGCGUUUUAUCCACAUUUUUAUCGUGCUUUACUCAAAGGAUUUUCAGAUCAGGACAUUUCAAUAACACUUGCAAUUGUGAAUAAUUCUACAAAACUCUUCUCUCGGGAGCUUCCAGGAUACAGUAUCUUAUAUCAGAGUUUUAUUGAAGCAAUUCGGAAUAUGCCAUUAAAGGAUGACAAACAUAUACCUGAACUUGCGAAACAGAACGCCAUUGCAAUAAUUUGCUUUCUGAUUUGUACAGUAAAUCAAAUGCCGACUGUAAAAGUUCCAAUAAUAUCGUAUGAAAAUCUCGUUCAGUUUAAUAAUACUGACUUGGAUGUAUCAGAAUUAGGUCAUUUCGAUAGCAUGCGAUUUUCUGAAAUAAGAUUACUUUUAGAGGACACUUUAAUAUCCUCUCUUGCAGAUGAAAUGUCUAUUUAUAAUUACGAGACACAUAAUAUGUUGUUGUAUGGGAUUUUUACAUUUGCUUUUGAUGAACUUACCGCUACACCAUGGCCCGACAAAACCAUAGUCAAGGAAUGUUUUCAAGCAUUAUUAGAACAGUUAUACUGGAGUCACUUGCCAAUUGUUAGUGCAGCUACAGAUUGUUUGACCUCUUUUGCACAAAAUUCAUCUAUUUGGUGCGAUGAAGAUGAGAUAUACAUUAUGAUAUUACAAGAUGUAUUUGCAUAUCUUAUUGGCGCACUCAAUGAACAUCUUAAUUUGCAUAAAACAUCAAAUAGAAAUGGCAGAGGAUUCAUAAUAGCAAAGUUAUUUUAUUGCCUUCUCGAGUGGCUAAUGGUCAUUCCAACCAAUCUUUUUACAGAUACAGAAUUAUGCCAAUUAGUAUUUGAUGUGAUUGACAUGGCACUUGAAGCCCCGGGUUCUGAUUCGCCAAGAAUUUACAGAAAACACUGUACAAAUUUAUCAAAUAGAGAUGGGAAAAAUAGAGACCGAGAUAACAAUGUGAGAUUUAAGAAAGCAGAGAGAAAAGUUGCGUCGAGCCCAACUUUUGACAAUGAGCAGAAUAUUCACGUAGUUGGAGUAGAAAAUGAUAUAGAGGAUUCUAAUUUUGUCAAAGAAGUUGCAGAAUAUGUGUUAUUACAUUUAACACACCAUUUGGAUAACUUUUCUCCUCUUCAUGGUCCUGCAAUGAUGAAUAGCACUUUAAUCGGGCCAUUAGGAAAUGACACUAAAUAUGAUGAGGCAUCUGAUAAUUACCAUUAUUUUUCUUUUAACGAUACGACAAUAAUUACUUUAAUUGAAAUACCAGGAGAUAAUGCACCAGUAUCUCGAAUGAUUAUACGAGACUUUUCUGGUCGAUACGCAUGGGAUUCUAGUUUAUUUUAUAAAGCCUCUCUUGAUGAUAAAUAUUCCGAGAGAGAAAACGCAUAUAAAACUACUGAAAUUAUUGACCAUAUAAUUCUGAGACCUGAUAUCAAAGUUGAGUCAAGUAACAAUAAGCCUAAGUCUAAUAACUCAUCACCAAAGAUAAAAUCACGCUAUCGAUCAGGCAAUUUUUUUAAAGAUAAAAAUCGAUUGCCUGUAUGGACUGAAACAAGUAGUUCUGAAAAUGUAAAUAUGUUGGAUAAUCUACUCCAAUAUAUUGACCAACAAUCGCUAUGUACAAAAGAUGAAGAGGUUUUACCAAGCACAUCGUUAAAUGUUUUAAAUGAUUUAUCUCAAAUUGAAGAUCAAUUAGACCGGCACAUACAGGAAGAAACACUUUACGACAAUUCAAUAAACAGCCAGGCAAAAUUAUGGUACGAUAAUAUAAUUUCCCUUAGAAACAAUAUCUUUCAAGAACGUGAAAAUCGUCACGCAAUUAAACGGCGUUCGCGAAGCCCACUUUAUACUCGGUCUACAUCCUACUUAUCGCUUGGGGCAGAUUUCUCACUAUCAAAAUCAUUUAUUCCGGUUCUGCCCCCUGAAGCCGAAAAACCUAAAGAACCUUAUCAACUUUGUCGAUUAUUUUUAAGCCAUUUUGGGUGGCUUGAUCCUGAAGCACUGAAAGAUGAUUCUAUUUGUAUGUUAAAUAAAUCAUCUAAUUUAUUUCGUGAUAUACGCUUUUUAGACAAGAAGCAUGCCCGUGAAGUAAUUAAGGUCGCACUCUUGUAUGUUGGUCCUGGUCAAGAAAAUGAAAAAAGUAUUUUGCAUAAUAUGAAUGGUAGCCCAUUAUAUGAUGAAUUUGUGGCAAGUCUUGGAUGGGAAAUUGAGCUUGCAACACAUCCUGGAUAUCUUGGUGGAUUAGAACGAAAUGCAACCAAUGGUCUUACAUCAAUUUAUUAUUGCACUUCGACACUCGAAAUAAUUUUCCAUGACGUAACAAAGAUGCCAACCGAUUUAACUGAUCCUAAGCAACUAAGAAAAAAACGUCACAUAGGUAACGAUUCUGUUCACAUAGUAUUUAACGAGCAUAACAGAGAUUAUCGUAAGACGACUAUUGGAGGUGAUUUUGGUAACGCACAAAUUGUUGUUACUCCUUUGCCUAAUGGACUGUUUAGCAUAGACAUUUAUCGCGAUAACAAAAUCCCUCCAUUUGGGCCAUUAUUGCAUGGCAUGGUAAUAUCGAAGAAUGUGUUAGGGCCUUUGGUACGACAAACAGCAGUUCAAGCAUUUCGAAAUAGUUUUUGUAAUAUUCAUAGUUCAAAUAUAACAAUGUGCCAUAAUUCAUAUAUGGAACGUGCAUCAGAUAUUAGCUUAAUAACGGGGCGGCAUAAAAACCCCAAUACUUAUGAAGCAUUUAUGUCAAAAUUUUUUGUCUCAGAUUAUGUUCAUUAA
Messenger RNA from Cetraspora pellucida, 5406 nucleotides. NCBI's taxonomy places the organism in Eukaryota, Fungi, Glomeromycota, Glomeromycetes, Diversisporales, Gigasporaceae. The record is from the annotation of a GenBank genome assembly.